AGCUCAUACUACUAUCAUGGCUGCGUACUGCGCAGGUGAGGUUGGGAGACCACAUAGACAGAGUCCACAUGGGUCUGUCGACGAGGGAACGUUGGUCCUCGUUGGUCUCGGCGGCCUAUUAUGACAUGCCAGUACUCCACGGUUUUUUCCGUGUGACGGCACUGCAUUCGAGUGUAUUUCGGCGGCCCUUGCAUGUAUUCCCAUUCCUGACCCACGAAGUUCUUCCUCUCCACCUCCCCACGGUGCUAUUCCCAUUCAUCAAGUACCACCGUGUCGAAGAAAUGUUCGCCGAAUACUUUAUACUGUUUUAUUUUCGGACGGUGCAGGAGUAUUUUCGGCUUGCAAGAAUACGCGUGCUGUAUUUUUACGCACUCUACGUCGUACAUAUAUUACAACUUACAAUAGUCUCCUCUGUCUUGUCCUUUCUUCCCAUCAUAUCAGCCCACACUUCCAUCAAUGGUCAGUCCCUCGUGGCGCUCAGGUCUCAUCUAUCCCAUCUGUCCAUCCAUCCGAUAUCGAUAUUGUGAUAUAUCGAUAUUAAAUCCCUUCCCUGCGCCCUAUUGAGUAUCAUCAACACGACCCAUACAUACUACCAAGCAACUGCUUCCGACCAUUGAUUUCUAACAACAUGCAUGCUACUAGGGAUCGAACAUCUUAUGGCGAAACAACCUCCAGCAUAUUUCUCUCCUUCCGAACAUGCGGCAGGCCGCU
This is a messenger RNA of Pisolithus orientalis, 711 nucleotides long. RefSeq lists its product as uncharacterized. Bases 69 to 527 code for a protein of 152 amino acids. NCBI's taxonomy places the organism in Eukaryota, Fungi, Basidiomycota, Agaricomycetes, Boletales, Pisolithaceae. The transcript has a single exon. The record is from RefSeq and is a predicted model, not a curated record.